CUUACCCUUCGUCGGGCGCAAUAGGCCUGACAGGCACAGCAGAUUUGUUUUAGUUUCUCUUGAUGCCGCUAGGGCGCGUACAUCGCUAGUCUCCAGGAUACUCGCGUCAAUUUUGAAGGUGUUGAAGAUUCCUCAUACCAGUAACCGUUCUGAUUGUGUGUUGAGGAGAUCUGUCUAUCUUGGCUUCUCAGGCCAGUUGCGCCUGAACUCGUCCAUUUUUUGAAGUUUUACUGGAAAAAUGGCUCGAGAAACGUAUGAUAUGACCAAUCAGAAAAAUAUUGAAGAGCUACAACGUUUCCUUGAGGAUGACGAUGAUGAAGACCCAGCGGCCAAUGAGGAUUUGGGAGAAGAAAGUGACAUCGAUUCACAAGAUGAAGUGGAGGAACAACAAGGUGAUUCCGAUACAGAGCAGGAUUGUGAUAAGUUUAGUGAUGAUGAAGAUACUACGAGUGAAGAAACAGAUGAGACAUUUUUUUUGGGCAAAGACAAGAAGACUAAGUGGUUGAAAAAGUCACCUGGAAGCACUUUUCGUCGGGUACAAUCUCAAAAUAUUGUAACUCAUCUUCCUGGUGUAAAAGGUAAUGCAAGAAAUGCUAAAUCUGCUUUUGAAUGUUGGAGCAAUUUAUUUACUGACGACAUCCUUGACACAAUUGUAACAUGUACAAACCAAUACAUGAACUCUAUCAAGGACCAAUUCUCUAGAGAACGAGACAUCAAGCCUACUGAUGUUAUUGAAUUGAAGGCUUACAUUGGUUUGUUGUACCUAGCUGGGGCAUACAAAGCAAAUCGGCAAUGUCUAGAAGAACUUUGGGGAGCUGAGGGUGAUGGUGUAGAGAAAUUUAGUCUUGUAAUGAAUCUGAAGUGA
Molecule: messenger RNA, 865 nt
Organism: Nilaparvata lugens (brown planthopper)
Lineage: Eukaryota; Metazoa; Arthropoda; Insecta; Hemiptera; Delphacidae
Exons: 2
Coding region: 239-865 (208 amino acids)
Source: RefSeq, a predicted model, not a curated record